UGCUCUAUAUAACAAGGCACCCUGCAGCAUCUUUCCUCACAUCUCAAACAGAAACAGAGGAGAGGAGACGACUUUCUCAUCGAGAGAUUACAGAGAGAGAGAGAGCUGGUAUUCAGCUAGUCCUGCUUCCAUGGAGAGAGUUGCAUCAGGCUGCGUGAGCCUUCUAGCACAAAGGAGGGCCUACUCUGUGGCCGCGGCCAUGGCGAAGGGAGCCGGGCGGAGGGCCGACGAGAAGGCGGCGGCGGCCAAGCGCGUGAUGGGCAAGAAGGAAGUGAACACCGCGGCCGCAGUGGCGGAGGAGAAGACGGCGUGGGUGCCGGACCCGGCGACCGGGUACUAUCGCCCGGCCGGUGGCGCCAAGGAGGUGGAUGCGGCGGAGCUCCGCGCCAAGCUGCUGACGCAGGCCGCAAACUGAUGAAUCAAGGUCACUUAUUUGUCCAGCAUGGGUUACCAGUCGUCGAGCUAGCAUAUCUUGCUUUGCUUUAAGAGCCGCGCUCGUUGAUCGCUGGGAUUUGUGGCCUAGAGCAUGAGGGUGCUGUAUCUCCGCAGCAUAGUCGAAUCGUCGGUGACUGCUCCAUCUAGGCACCACAUUUACAUAUAUGAUACGUAUAUAGCUUCCCUGUAACAUCCGGUUUAGCUUUGGAGAUGUGUAAUAUUUUCUGCAAUCUUCUUGUCUGGCUCGUCACAUUCUUGAAUUGACUAUAAUACGGAGUCCAGAAGGGCAGAACCAAACGUGGCAAGUUGUGUUUCCUUUUUAUGGUUCAUGGCUAAUUUCAGUUUGGUCUGUUAAGUUCAUUCUACAAUAUAAUUGAAAACUUUCACUAUUC
This is a messenger RNA of Setaria italica (foxtail millet), 827 nucleotides long. RefSeq names its product protein SENESCENCE-ASSOCIATED GENE 21, mitochondrial. The coding region runs from base 131 to 415 and encodes 94 amino acids. Gene Ontology annotation, biological process: response to stress. The record is from RefSeq and is a predicted model, not a curated record. Gene Ontology annotation, cellular component: mitochondrion. NCBI's taxonomy places the organism in Eukaryota, Viridiplantae, Streptophyta, Magnoliopsida, Poales, Poaceae. The transcript is spliced from 2 exons.